AUGGCUCCACCGAAUGUUUCCUCUGUCAGUUUCACCAACAUUGGACCUCCUGCAGGCAACUUCAGGCCUCAGUUAACAGCUAGCAACUAUGGAUGCCAGCUCCACCGAAUGUUCCCUCUGUCAAUUUCACCAACUUGGGACCUCCUGCAGGCAACUUCAGGCCACAGUGAACGGCUAGCAACUAGGGAUGGCUCCACCGAAUGUUUCCUCUCAACUAAGGAUGCCAGCUCCACCCAAUGUUCCCUCUGCCAGUUUCACCAACUAGGGCCUGCAACAGCAACUUCAACCAACAGUGAAUGGCUAGCAACUAGGGAUGCCAGCUUCACCCAAUAUUCCAUCUGCCAGUUUCACCAACUAGGGUCUGCUACAGCAACUUCAACCAACAGUGAAUGGCUAGCAACUAGGGAUGCCAGCUCCACCCAAUAUUCCAUCUGCCAGUUUCACCAACUAGGGUCUGCUACAGCAACUUCAACCAACAGUGAAUGGCUAGCAACUAGGGAUGCCAGCUUCACCCAAUAUUCCAUCUGCCAGUUUCACCAACUAGGGUCUGCUACAGCAACUUCAACCAACAGUGAAUGGCUAGCAACUAGGGAUGCCAGCUCCACCCAAUAUUCCAUCUGCCAGUUUCACCAACUAGGGUCUGCUACAGCAACUUCAACCAACAGUGAAUGGCUAGCAACUAGGGAUGCCAGCUUCACCCAAUAUUCCAUCUGCCAGUUUCACCAACUUGGGGCCUCCUACAGCAACUUAGCCUACAGCAACGGCUAGCAACUAGGGAUACCAGUUUCACUCAAUAUUUCCUCUGCCUGUUCCACCAACUUGGGGCCUUUGCAGGUCUCUAGGAAUGUUUUCAUUUUUAACUUGACUGAUCAGUUAUAUUUAAUCUAUUUUUUUCAUAUACAGAUAAUAUAAUAGUAAUAUUUUGAAAUAUCAAUAACACUUAUGGGAGAAUUUGUAUUGUAAAAGUGCCACAAUAAUCAAAAAUUAGAUAAGGCUUUAAAACCUAACUAUGAUUCAAAAUUUGGUCCAACAUUGUCUCUGUACAUAUUUGCAUAAUUUCUACACUAUCAUCAGAGGUAUGCAAAGUCUACAUUGUAUGUAUGUACGUGUGAGACACACAAAUACGUGAAUGGUUUCAAUUACGUUUUAACACAAAAGUGUUUUAUUUUUUAAUCAAAAUUAAAUAUGAAUUACAGGAGGAUUGUUAUUCAACUAGGGCUCAUGCAAUGUUUAAGCAUUUAAUUAAUAUGCUACAAUUUUUUUUAAGGAGAAGCCGAUCCUUUUAAGCUUUAUUCUGCCCAUCCUGAUGGCCCAAUGGCCUGUACGAGGAUCUUAUCAAACAGAAUAAGGGGGAGAGUCAAUACAGUUCAAGAUCAAUGGUUCUGAUAAAAAGUGCAAGAGGCACAGACAGAAUUCGAACCUGCGCUAUCUCAAACUCAAAGUCCAACGUCUUAGACCACUCGGCGAUUGGCACUCCCAAUUGGUGAAAAUCUAAUCAAAAUUGUUGAAGCCAUAAAGCAAAAUGUUGUGUUGGGAAAAAACCAAAGUUUUUCAUAAAAAAUAGAAUUUAAAAAAUCAUUUUGAAAACUUGAAUUUGUAGAGGUUUGCAAUUUGUAACAUUUUCUUAUGUAAUCCAAUCAACCAAAACAAUUGAAAAAUAACCAAAAUUGUGCUCUUAAAACUUGACAUCCAAAUAAAAAAUAAUUGAAUCACAAAAAGUGAGGGCUCUGUAGUGUAGUGAUAACAUGUUUACCCGACAAUUGAGAGAUUCAGGUUCAUGGCGGAGCAGGUACUUUAAAAAUGUGAAUCGAUCUGUAUUUAAAUCAGAUUAGACUAUUGUUAUUUAUACGAAUUCAAUGCAAAAUUUCAGAAAUGGAUUUCUCAUAUAGUGUAAAGGGAGGAAAGUUAUUAUCAUUAUAUUAUAAUGAAUUUACAUUACAUUAUUAUUAUAAGGCCCGGAAAUGCAUGUUUACAGAGUUAUUCAAGUUUUCAAUUAAGUUCACUGUAACUUUGUAAUGGCAGCUAGAACGUUCAAGAUUAUUUAUGGUACUGUACAGACCUAUAAACAAUUAAUAGAAUUUUUGUAAUACAUAAUAUAAUAAUCGUUAUUAUUUAUGUUUGAGAUCAAAAUAGAGUUAGUUUCAUUUUAUUGAGUUUAAAAUUAAUAGUAUUAUUUGAUUGUGAUUAUGGAUGGUUUUGAUUAGAAAAUUGAAAUAUUUGUACGAUAAAUUUUAUUUUCUUAGAAUGUUGUUUUUAAUAUAUAACUACUUGUUUAGAUUAUGAUUUUAUAGUAUCCUUUUUAUUUAAUAUUCACCUGGAUUUAGUUUAUUCCCUUUUCCAAUGAAAUUGGACCUACAUUUCUUUAGUACCUGUAAUAUAUUUUUAUUCUAGUCAUACUAUUUAUAUUGAAUACUGUACUGUAUUAUACUGUAAAGUGUACUAUAUUGUAAAUUUACUGAGAUUUACUACUGAAGAUUUUUUGUUUUUUAUGUAUAUUAUAUUGUUAUACAAAACAUCAGCAAUAAAGCUAUUUUUGUUCUGCUGUUUUA
Messenger RNA from Homalodisca vitripennis (glassy-winged sharpshooter), 2549 nucleotides. RefSeq lists its product as uncharacterized. The record is from RefSeq and is a predicted model, not a curated record. The transcript has 2 exons. The coding region runs from base 1 to 768 and encodes 255 amino acids. NCBI's taxonomy places the organism in Eukaryota, Metazoa, Arthropoda, Insecta, Hemiptera, Cicadellidae.